CGAUCAAGAGCUCACAGCCGUCCGAUCCCCAAAAACAGCAGAUCGUCGUCAGGGCGCGUUUCAAAAUUUGAAGAUAAUCUAUCCUAUUCCUCAAGUCAUACUCGACCGUUGCGGAGGGUUCUUGUUCUGCUUUCCAUUUCGAGCUCCGAGCCCGUGAGCAAACCUCGAGCCCGGGAAGAGGCGAACUCGUUUCGUCAUCGAUGGAUUCUGUCUCUCGCUAUUAGCCGCUGCACCUUCGAGGCUGAAGAUCGGAAGCCAUCGCUCACAUCGCACGUCCCCGCACGCAGGCAGGUCGUCGCGAAGAUGACGGCGAGGAGACGCCACGGCUGGAAACGUCCUCUCCAUCCGCUUCAGAUAGUUGGGAUGGCGGUGUUCAGUUUCCUAGUUGUGGCCUUCUACGUUUUCCUGGGACUGUUGCUUGGGAGCAGAGCUGCUGAAAUCACUGUGACAACAAUGUUCUCUUUUGUGGUGUUCUCGGCGAUGUUUCUGUUUGUCUGGUGUACUGCGAUUGAUCCGACGGAUAAAACCAGUUAUAGAAAGAAGAAAAGAGGCAAAUCUAAGGGCUUGCUUAAGCUAAAUUAUGGUUUUGUUUUGGCCCAGAUCGUUAGUAGAUUCCUUAGGAGGUUGGAGAGGAAGAUUCUGCGGAAAAUCAUAAGAAGAAAGUACCUGGACCCGGUGAACACUAGCUCGCACUUAGAGCCCCUGCUUCCAUUUCCCCUAGUGAUGAAGGAUGAUGCCAUUGCACCAGAUCUUAAAGCAGAUGACAUUACUUUCUGCAGCCUUUGUGACCUUGAGGUAAAGAAGCACAGCAAGCACUGCAGGACUUGCAACAGGUGUGUAGAAGGGUUUGAUCAUCACUGCAGGUGGUUGAACAAUUGCAUUGGGAAAAGGAACUACACUAUAUUCAUUCUUCUCAUGGCUUCUGUCUUAUUGAUGUUAAUUAUAGAAGGAGGAACUGCUGUUGCAAUAUUCGUCAGAUGCUUUGUGGAUAAGGAAGGAAUAGAACAUGAGUCGAGGAGGCGCCUCUACAUAAAAUUUCCUAUGGGAGUUCUUGCCACAAUUGCUGUUUUGUUGGGCUUACUAACAGCUUAUAGCUCAGCAGCGCUAGGACAACUUUUCUUCUUUCACAUGGUGCUCAUUCGGAAGGGAAUGAGAACUUAUGAUUACAUACUGGCUAUGAGAGAGAACCAAACUGUAGGAUUUGAUGUAUUUGAGGAUUCGGACUCAGAUGACAGUACCGACUACGAUUCACCUGAAAAGUCAACUUUCAUGUCCCGGUUCAUUUGCAGCGGACAUGGAGGAGAUCAGAAUCCAACGAGAUUGUCCAUAAGGAUUGAUGAAGAUCCCAGAUCUUCUCCUUUAACCAAGAAACAAGGCUUCAAUGUAAGUAUUAACCCAUGGAAGCUGAUAAAGUUAAGCACAGACAAAGCUCUUUUAGCAGCAGAUAAGGCCAGAGAGAGGCUCUUGAGACAGAAGGCGACAGUAGAAGGUGAAUUACAACCAUUGCCACUGGAGAAAAAACGAGGGCCUCUAAUAAACACAGACAAGAACAUGGCAACUGUGCUCACAGGCUUAACGCCCCUCGUUGCCAAAGGCGUGCAUCCAGUAUCACCCGGGAGGUUUUCAAGUCCAAGAAGACGAUUUUCUGGCUCUGCCACCAUGUUCUCAGGCGUCGUGGCAUCACCAAAGCAAAAGUACAGAAGCAAUUUUGACCUGAAGUUGACAGAGGUCUCCAAAGAGCUCGAAACCUAUAUAUCGAGGCAGGUUUUAAGUCCUGUCAUGCAAAAAGAUGGGAGCGAAGCAUCUCCAGCACAUAUUUAGUGCUAGAAAUUCGAACUCUCGGCCUCACAGACAAAAAAAAAAAUUCUUUGAUUGAUCUCUCUCUGCCUUUCUAAUGUGUAUUUCAGAACUGAGAGUUUACCUCCUGCCUCUUCUGUAUCCUCUUUUUUUGUUUUUUUUUUUAACCAUCUGGUAGUUAACGGCUUUCAGCUAAGAUUCGAAAA
This is a messenger RNA of Rhodamnia argentea, 2003 nucleotides long. Its product is annotated as protein S-acyltransferase 18. NCBI's taxonomy places the organism in Eukaryota, Viridiplantae, Streptophyta, Magnoliopsida, Myrtales, Myrtaceae. The transcript is spliced from 9 exons. Gene Ontology annotation, biological process: peptidyl-L-cysteine S-palmitoylation; protein targeting to membrane. The coding region runs from base 304 to 1821 and encodes 505 amino acids. Gene Ontology annotation, cellular component: endoplasmic reticulum; Golgi apparatus. Gene Ontology annotation, molecular function: protein-cysteine S-palmitoyltransferase activity. The record is from RefSeq and is a predicted model, not a curated record.